UCCGGUGGCGGGCGUGUCCCGGGCGGGCGCGCGCUGUCCGGGCAGCGAUGGCGGACGAUGGGCAGGGGCGGCUCAGGACUGAAGGCGGCCAGGGUGGUGGCGCGGCUGCGGCGGGCGGCCAGAUGCUGCUGAGCGUUGGGCUGCUGGCGCUAGCGCUGCUGGCGGCUUACCGGCUGUACCUGCGCUGGGGGACGCGAAGCGGGCCGGGAGGCUCGGCCCGGAGGGGCGAGGCCGCCCCGCUGCCGCGCAUGAAGCGCCGGGAUUUCUCCCUGGAGCAGCUGCGCGAGUUCGACGGCGCCCGCAACCCUCGCAUCCUCUUGGCUGUCAACGGCAAAGUCUUCGAUGUGACCAAAGGCAGCAAGUUCUACGGGCCCGAGGGUCCAUAUGGAAUAUUUGCUGGCAGAGAUGCCUCCAGGGGACUAGCAACUUUCUGUCUAGAUAAAGAUGCACUCAGAGAUGAAUAUGAUGACCUAUCGGACUUAAAUGCUGUACAGAUGGAAAGUGUAAGAGAGUGGGAAAUGCAAUUUAAAGAAAAAUAUGACUACGUAGGUAGACUCCUAAAACCAGGGGAAGAACCAUCAGAAUACACAGAUGAGGAAGAUACCAAGGAUCACACUAAACAGGAAUGAACUUUGUAAACAACCAAAGUCAGGGGCCUUCGGAACUGCAACCUCUUAUCCCCAUCACAGAAUGUCCUGCAUCUUUGGGUACAGUUCAUCUGCUGCGAAAAACAUUCAACAGGUUUUGUACAAGGAAAAUAAUAUACUCACAAGUGAAGAUUUGAAUACUAGACAUUCUUUGUGCUGCCAAAUUUUUUUUGCAGUUUAUUUGUAAUGUCUGGUUAGGCUUCAUUAGGGAAGAGGGGCCAGGGAUUUAAAGGCAAAAAUGCUAUUCCUUUUUAUCAGUAAGCUGAAGCCUUCAAGUAGUGUAUCUUACAAGUUCUCUAAAAGAUGUGAGUCUUCAAGCUCAGAGGAAGGUUUGAAUCUUGUUUCGUGUGUUUCUCCUCUAGCAUUAAAGAAAGAUGUACUCAUGCACAUCAGCAGCAGUAGGUUAGACUACUGAAGCUGGUGCUAAAAUGUGAAUUUCCAAUUUUGUUUUGUAUGUGGGCGUUAGUGGCCUCAGCAGAAUACUUCAGUUCUCUAAGAGAAGUCCAUGUAGAUUAGGAUGGGGAUAAAGUUCAUCCUUUUCUCAGAAGGAUUGGAUAAAACGGUUUCCUCUGCAACAACUAUUAUCUGAAGCCUGCCUCUCCCCCCUUUUCCCAUCCUCUAAAUCAAAUCAAAUAUUAAUUGUGCCUUAUUUCGCUUACAUAGACUUGAAUUGUUUUAAGGGACAGCCCCCAAAUUGUGGUUUCAUAGUCACUACAAGCAGCAUUGAGACUGAAGUUGGAAUGUUCUGUUGACUGGAAAGCCUUGAUGUCAUUCUGUGUAUAGAAUGUAAAAGAGGAAUACUCAGUGUUACUGCCAUAUGUUAAUACUACAUAUACUUAAAUUAGCAUUGUGAUGGCCAAAUGCAUACUCCCAUGCUUCUUUUUAAUGAAUUACAAACACACAAAAAAGUCACCCUUCCUCCUUUUCCAGAAGCUGCCUAACUUUUGGGAGCAUAGCCUUCACACCCCUGUAGAAUGAAGGGGCGUUGCGCGCGUGUGUCUGUGUGUGUGUCUGUCUGAAUGCAAGAUGUGGGAGGGAUUGUUUCUGCAGAUAUUGUAAAUACAAGUACCAUUUUAAUAAAGCAUGUACAAUACCACAUGUGCUGUCAGACUUUAUAUAGUAGCUGUUAAGCAGAGCUGGAAAUGAUGGAAUACAAAGGGGAAGAAGUCUUGGAUAUGUGAAGCAUCCAUCACUAUUAAUACUGCUCCUUGUCUAGUUGUUUUCCCUUUCAAGUCCCAGGUGUUGAGGAAUCUUGAGGACUUACUCAGGUAAGCUGUAUUUAAGAGAGUAAACCUAUGCCAAUGCAUUUAUGGUGGGGAAAAAGAAGUAAUGUAAAUAAAGCAUUUUAGAAACUCAGUGUAAUGUACAGUACAAGGAAUAUGUCUCAUGGCAUUAAUAGGACAAGAACAGCAGCUUUGUGGCUUAUGUCUGUGUACCUCUGCAGAUUUCACCUGUAAUAAGUCUACAGUAACAAUUUAUAUAUAUACACAUUCUGUGGAACUGUAAACUGUGAAAUUCCAGAGUUGACUACUUUUUUAUUCCUGUUUGACUGAAAGAGAUUUAUAUUGAUGUAAAUGAAACAAAUAAACAAAAACUCCUCUG
This is a messenger RNA of Neopelma chrysocephalum (saffron-crested tyrant-manakin), 2249 nucleotides long. It is a transcript of the gene PGRMC2, whose product is annotated as progesterone receptor membrane component 2. Gene Ontology annotation, cellular component: membrane; endomembrane system. Lineage: Eukaryota; Metazoa; Chordata; Aves; Passeriformes; Pipridae. The coding region runs from base 48 to 629 and encodes 193 amino acids. The transcript is spliced from 3 exons. The record is from RefSeq and is a predicted model, not a curated record.